Pecten maximus is the source of this 1347-nucleotide messenger RNA. RefSeq lists its product as uncharacterized. Bases 444 to 1205 code for a protein of 253 amino acids. The record is from RefSeq and is a predicted model, not a curated record. NCBI's taxonomy places the organism in Eukaryota, Metazoa, Mollusca, Bivalvia, Pectinida, Pectinidae. The transcript is spliced from 5 exons.
UAGGUAUACAGUUGUGACGUCACAGACGCAGGUAUUUACACCCUAUAGGGGGUAGGAUAGUGUUGUUUACCAUUUAGUCGCUACCUGUGUACAAGGAUUUUUUUUCACGAGAGACUCUGUGACUUUCGAGUUAGAUUCAAACCAUUAGGAACCAGGCUGUAUUGUUAGGAGAAUAUUUUGUUAUACAUAUCUUUAAAUUUCCUAUACAGUGUUCCGAGGUGCGUCUUUCGGAGUCCAAGGACAUUUGAUUUAAACUGUAUAGUAUUUUUUCUUCAAUUGGCUCAUGGCCGGGAACAUUUUGCCAAUUCUUGGUUUGAUAAACUAUGUGUAUAGCGAGCUUUAAUUAGAAGAUGGAUCCGAAACGUAUAAACCUGUUAUGUGGAGUUACCAAGCAAGUUUAAAGAUAGGAUAUUCAACUUUUUAUCACCAUUAAAAACUACGAAAUGGAUACAACAAAAUCGUUGACUUUCGUGUGUGCACUGUGGACGAUUCUUCUAUACGUACACGUGGACGUGUGUUCUGGCGCCCGGUCUGGGGGUUCAUCGAGUAAAACAGGCUCUAUCAUCUCACAAUCAAACUCGGCAGGGUUCGUUGGCGGACCGGAUACUAGCAGCCCUACUUUCAUCAUUUUCCUGACGAUAUUUGGUAUGUGCGUUCUCGCCGUUGUCAUCUUCCUUAUCAUCAUGUUCUUCAAGAUACGACGAUACUGGUGUUUUAGAUUUAUCAACAUACCAGGUUCGUCUGAUAAAUCGCACGUCUUACAAGAAUCGUCAGACAAAUCCAACGUUUUACAAGACUCGGCCGACAAAUCAAACAGUAAUCCUGUGUUCGGCGACUCUGUUGAAGGUUCAGCCCGCUGGAACAAUGCAUCAGACCCGCCAAUCAAGAAACCGCCAUUACUACCAGUUGAAGACCUGGCAAAGAAACUAGUUAUCCAAUCGAUUCUUAAAAAAGAAAAAAGAAAACCACGGGGAAAAUCUAUAGACUCCAUGGAGUCGGACUCUCUGCCUCCUAUCUUCACACUUCCCUAUCCUGUCUCUACCGGAUGCAAUAAUUUCACUCCGCCACCGGAACCGGAACUGAGCGAAAGUUAUUCGGAAUCCGAGUCAGAUUCGGCUACUGUCGAUGAAGAAGUAGACUCGGCUCUCUCGGAUCGUACUCAACCAGACCUGCUAGACUAUCAUUCCGGGAAUAACCAUCCAUGAUCUAUUUCUGACAUGGAAUAUAUUUUUGAGUUAAACACACAUGUCACACAAAAUCAAAUGAUACACGAUUAAAUUGUGCUGUGUUGUUGCAAUCCAACUGCUUUUAAAUUGUUUAAAGAUUAAGCGAAAAAAAUCCGCAGCU